Molecule: messenger RNA, 1431 nt
Organism: Drepanopeziza brunnea f. sp. 'multigermtubi' MB_m1
Lineage: Eukaryota; Fungi; Ascomycota; Leotiomycetes; Helotiales; Drepanopezizaceae
Biological process (GO): carbohydrate metabolic process
Molecular function (GO): beta-glucosidase activity
Source: RefSeq, a predicted model, not a curated record
AUGUCUCUUCCCAGAGACUUCCUCUGGGGCUUUGCUACGGCUUCCUACCAGAUUGAAGGUGCUCCAGAGGCAGACGGCCGUGGCCCCUCCAUCUGGGACAAAUUCUGCACCAUCCCCGGCAAAAUCGCCGACGGCUCCUCCGGCGCCGUGGCCUGCGACAGCUAUAAUCGCACCGCCGAAGACAUUUCUCUUCUUCGAGAGACUGGCGCCAAUGCCUACCGCUUCUCCAUCUCAUGGUCCCGUAUCAUCCCCCUAGGCGGCCGAAAUGACCCGGUCAACCCCGCCGGCAUCGCCUUCUACAAGAAGUUCGUAGAAGACUUGCUUGCGGAAGGGAUCGUGCCGUUCGUGACACUGUUCCACUGGGAUCUGCCGAAUGAGCUGCACGAGCGGUACGGCGGGUUGUUGAACAAGGAGGAGUUUGUGGCUGAUUACGCCAAUUAUGCACGACUGCUAUUUGAGGCGCUACCCAAGGUCAAGUAUUGGAUUACGUUCAACGAGCCGUGGUGUAGCUCGAUCCUGGGGUACAACACGGGGUUGUUUGCUCCUGGGCAUACGAGCGAUAGGACAAAGUCGGCUGUUGGGGACAGCAGUAGGGAGUGCUGGCAAGUAGGGCAUAACAUUCUGAUUGCUCAUGGGGCGGCAGUCAAGAUCUACAGAGAGGAGUUUAAGCCCAAGAAUGGUGGCGAGAUUGGCAUCACGCUAAAUGGCGACGGCGUCUACCCCUGGGACCCAGCCGACCCCCUCGACGUCGAAGCCGCAGAGCGCAAACUCGAAUUUAGCAUUUCUUGGUUCGCCGACCCCAUCUACCACGGGCGCUACCCAGCAUCCAUGAUCAAGCAGCUCGGGGACCGCCUGCCCACCUUCACCCCCGAGGAACUCGCUUUGGUCAAGGGAUCGAACGACUUCUACGGCAUGAACCACUACGCCGCCAACUACAUCAAGCACAAAACCACGCCCUCCAAAAUCGACGACUACCUCGGCAACCUCGAGACCCUCUUCGAGUCCAAGACUGGGGAGAUCAUCGGCCCCGAAACGCAGUCCGUCUGGCUCCGUCCCAACCCCCAGGGCUUCCACAACCUCCUCGUCUGGAUCUCCGAGCGGUAUGCCCACCCUGCCAUCUACUGCACCGAGAAUGGCACCUCCCUCAAGGGCGAGAACGACCUGCCGCUCGAGCAGAUCCUGGACGACGAGUUCCGCGCCGAGUACUUCCGGGGCUACGUCAAUGCCAUGGCCAAGGCCGUCGAGGAGGGGGGCGUCGACGUGAGAGGCUACCUGGCCUGGAGCCUGAUGGACAAUUUCGAGUGGGCCGAGGGUUACGAGACGCGCUUUGGAGUUACGUUUGUGGACUAUGAGGGUGGGCAGAAGAGGUACUUGAAGAAGAGCGCGAAGGUUCUGGGGCCGUUGUUUGAGUCUUUGAUUAAGAAGGAGUAG